AAAGAACUUAUGGCAAAUUGGGAGCAAGUAUCCAAGAAAUUAGCAAAUCCAUGAAUUCCCUAAAAGCCAUUAAUAAUGAUGUUGAAAUUUAUGACACUGAAAAACAAGAUUAUAAAAUCAUUAAGCAUUAUGAAUGUUUAAAUCAAUAUACUGAUGAAGAAGAUGAAACAAAAACAGUUCAGACCUAUAAGAUGUCAAGUCCAGAAAUGGUAAAUUUUCCUCAAAAUCCUUUUGGUCUUGAAUGUAAAGAAGAUAAAGAUAGAGAAAAUCUUCCUAAUUUCAUAAAAGAACGUUUUACAAUCAAUUCUUCUUUAACUGAUGAGGAAUGA
This is a messenger RNA of Racocetra persica, 329 nucleotides long. Lineage: Eukaryota; Fungi; Glomeromycota; Glomeromycetes; Diversisporales; Gigasporaceae. The record is from the annotation of a GenBank genome assembly.